Messenger RNA from Naegleria fowleri, 648 nucleotides. RefSeq lists its product as uncharacterized. Bases 1 to 648 code for a protein of 215 amino acids. Gene Ontology annotation, cellular component: endoplasmic reticulum. The record is from RefSeq and is a predicted model, not a curated record. Gene Ontology annotation, biological process: peptidyl-proline hydroxylation to 4-hydroxy-L-proline. Gene Ontology annotation, molecular function: procollagen-proline 4-dioxygenase activity; iron ion binding; L-ascorbic acid binding. The transcript has a single exon. NCBI's taxonomy places the organism in Eukaryota, Heterolobosea, Eutetramitea, Acrasida, Naegleriidae.
AUGACAUUUUCCGAACACCUCGACCCUUCCUUCUUCCAGCAAGAAGACAAUAUUCAAGCACAAAAAUACAUAACUAAAUCCGAUCUGUAUGGCACUGAAUCUACAGUCACUUGCUAUACACUUGAAAAUUGUCUCACUCCGAAGGAAUGCAAAGAAAUUAUUCGUUGCAUGAACCUCAUGGGAUAUGACAUCAAAUACACUGGAAAUAGAUUAUGUUGUAGAAAUGUUAUUAAUGAUGACAAGUUUGCAAAUAUAUUGUUUGAAAGAGUUAGAUCUUUUUUGCCACAAACCCACCACUUUAUGGAUAUGGAUCGUCCACUCUAUGGAUUGAAUCCACAAUUUCGAGCCAUCAAAUAUAAACACUUUAAAUCCGGACACAAAUUUGGGAAACAUAUUGAUUUUUCAAAUAGCGAUGGGUUUGGACGGAAGAGUUUUUAUACCUUUAUGAUUUAUUUGAAUGAUGAUUUUGAGGGAGGAGAAACUGUGUUCACAAAGAAAGGAUUUGAGUUCACAUUAAAACCCAAAACAGGAAUGGCCAUUAUCUUUGAACAAGAUAUCAAGCAACUCGAACAUGAAGGUUUACCAGUGACUGAAACCUCUGAAAAGUACAUUUUACGUUUGGAUGUGUUUUAUACUUCAGCCUAUUAA